Messenger RNA from Orussus abietinus, 10307 nucleotides. RefSeq lists its product as uncharacterized. The record is from RefSeq and is a predicted model, not a curated record. The transcript has 18 exons. Lineage: Eukaryota; Metazoa; Arthropoda; Insecta; Hymenoptera; Orussidae. Gene Ontology annotation, biological process: regulation of transcription by RNA polymerase II. Bases 135 to 7595 code for a protein of 2486 amino acids.
UGAGGUGCCGGUAGCGCGCCGGUGCGGUGUCGGUGCCGGGGCCAGUGCGCGAGCCGGAAGCGUCGACCCGCGAGAGCAGCGCGGGAGAAAGCAGGAGUGGGGCCCGACCCCGAGCGCAUAAUGUUCCAGGGGUGAUGGAGACAGUGGGCAAGCAAGUCCCAGUAGUGACCGGUCUGGGGGUGGGGGGUCCAGUGGGGGGAGAUCUGCAUCAUCAUCACCACCCCCACCCCCACGGGGGCCACGGUCAUUCUCUGGUAACAACGGCGACCCCCGCCAGAGGUCAAACCCAGCCCCCUCCGGCCAGGUCCGCCCCUCUUCAGUUGCACAGGCCAACUCAGAGCUACAUCAACAUCAAGAGUAGCAGUCCCGCGUCGCCUCGGACAGUGGGUGGCACCUUUAUCUCGGGGGGCUCCGGGAGUUCCGGGGCCCCUUCCAGCGGCGGGGCAGUAGGUCCAGGAGGGCCGGCAGGAGGAUCGGGGGCAGUGGGGGCUGCGGGAGCAGUGGGGCCGCCAGGAGGCGGCUCCGGCGCCGGCGCCACGGGGGGAAGCGCAGCCACUGGGGGUGGUUACGUCGCCGUCCCUGUACCUGGGGGUCUGCGAUACGUCCAUCCAUACCCGCCACCCCCGCCGUCGGCACCUUCGGCUCCCGUUAACCAGACGCCACCCUCGACGGGGGCCGCCGCAGCCUACGUCAGGGACGCCUAUCGAAACGUUACCAGCAAUGUGAACGAAAGGGUCGCCAUCAGCGUGAGCAGCAGUCCGGCGUCGCAGGUGGGCGUGGGGGUGGUCGUCGGGGUAGGAGUCGGUGCCGGGGCUGGGGAAUAUGCGGUAAGCAGCGGCAGGGGUGACCGACCGAGGAUAUCGCUUCUGCCGCCCUCCUCGGUAGCGAGCGUGCCCUCGAGCACCGAGUACCACGUGUCCGUCACCAGGAACCCCCGCAACCUUAUGCCCAUGCAGACCGAUCAGUACUGCAACCGAACCGUCGACGUGGCCACCCUCCAAGAGGUGCCCCCCUUUAAGAAGAUUCGCCUGAGCCAACCCCAGUCGCAGUCGCAGUGCCAAACUCUGGCAGCCACCGAUGGCUGCGUCAAGCAGGAGCACGUGCAGCUGCAGCAGCCUCUCAGAAUAGACACCAGGCCAUCGGCAGGGGCGUACACGCCGCAAACCGAAGCGAUUUCGCCCACACUUCCGGAACCUACGACGCAGGAAGACGCGCAGUUUCGCAGCACGAAGGAUGAUCUCCUCCAGCAGAUCGCGAAGGUCGACCGUGAAAUCGCCAAAAGGGAGACACAGAUCAUCAAACUUAGAAAGAAGCUCAAGGAGCUGGAGGAGGCAGCCAGCAAGCCCCUGGAAGCUGCCGGUCUUAAGCGCCAAGUGGAAGAACAGUCUCAUCAGCCGAAACAUCAGUCACUCGCACAGAAGAUCUAUGCAGAGAACAGGAAAAAGGCAGAAGAAGCGCAUCGGCUGCUCGACAGGCUAGGACCGAAGGUGGAGCUACCGUUGUACAACCAACCAUCGGAUACGAGCGUGUACCAGGAGAACCGUACGAGGCACCAGAAUUGCACGAGAGCCAGGCUGGUCGCGAGGCUUCGUCGGGAACAUGCCGAACGCGCGUCCCUCCAUCGACAACAGUCCCAGAUCUAUGCCAUCCUCGUGCAGGAGUGGCACCGCAAGGUGGAGCGACUCGAGGCCACGCAAAAGAGAAAGUCCAAGGAGAGUAAGAACCGUGAAUUCUUCGAGAAGGUAUUCCCCGAGCUAAGAAAGCAGAGGGAGGACAAAGAGCGCUUCAACAGGGUGGGUGCUCGAAUCAAGAGCGAAGCGGACCUCGAAGAGAUCAUGGACGGUUUACAGGAGCAGGAGGAAGAAAUGUCUUCAGAGUUAAAAAAUGCCAUUAAAAUUCGGCAGAUGGAGGACAAGAAGAUGCGCUCGUAUGCCGUUAUUCCACCACUGUUAUUGGACGCCAAGCAACGAAGGAUCGCUUUUCAAAAUAGAAAUGGACUUCUGCAGCCCGAGGAGCUCGAGGCUCUGCACAGCGAGCGCAAAUUAAUCAACGUGUGGAGUCCCAUGGAGCACGAGUUGUUCAAAGAGAAAUAUCUUCAGCAUCCGAAAAAUUUCGGGGCGAUAGCGCAGUCACUCGAACACAAGUCCGUGCCGGAUUGCGUGCAUCACUACUACCUCACAAAAAAAGCUGAAAACUAUAAGCAGCUUCUACGAAAGUCGCGGCAGCGAACGCGCAGCUCUCGAAACAAUCCUAACAAUAAGGUAAACAAUAGCAACUCCAAUAUUGGACCGAUAGACAUAUUGACGACGGGCGUCACGACAAGACUGCAGCGCGAGCAGCAACAGAAGACGCAGGAAAAUCCGCAGAACAACUCCACGGUAGGAAUUACCACAUCAGCGCCGGCGUCGACGCCAUCAACGACGGCAUCGACAACGACUACUGCCGCUAUCAGCACUGCUACGACGACGACAUCGACACCGUCUUUGUCGACGUCGUCGUCGUCCACAACGAGCACGUCCUCGAUGUCCGCAACGUCAACGUCCUCGACGACCACCUCCGCGGCCACGGUUACUGUCGCCGCUAGUGUCGCAACAGAAACGAUAGCAACGUCAACGACUACGACAACAUCCGUCCCUAGUAGUACCGUGCCAACGAGCGUAGUAACAAUAUCGUCGACCUCCUCCACAUCCUCGACGUCGUUGGCGUCCUGCACGAAGGAUGCGAGAGACGCUAACAAGGAGAACAAAGACAGUAAAGGGGAUUCGAAGGAAUCUGCGCUUCAGAAGGAUGUCAAGGAGGAGUCGCAAUCUAGUUCGGAAACGGCUUCGGGGAAGGACGCGAAACCGAUGCCAGACUGUAAAGGGACGUUAACGUCAUCAUCCAAUACUAGUACUGCAACGGCAGCGAGUGUUCCACUGGACACGAAAGAGAAAAAGAAAACGAGUGGGGUAACUUCGGGAGGUGUGACCAGUGGCAGAACGAAAGACAAAAAGAAAGAAAAUCAUGCAACUCCAAUGGAAACCAGUGAUGAGGAAGCUCAAUCCAUUGAAACUAUCGAGACCGGGAGACAGCUGGGUCCCCACGCGUGUGCGGUUUGCCAAAACGUGGUCGAAGGAGGAACGCAGAGCAGAGCGCUAUCUCGCAGUCAGGCCGGUCAGUACGGUCUCAGGGAGGAUCAGGUUGCACCCGGAGCACGUGUUUGCAACACCUGCAGAUGCAAAGCCGUUCGCGGUCGGUACACCGCCUGUCCCCUCCCUGGUUGUCCCAAUCUCAACAACGCCAACUCCAAGACCCGCGUCAAGCGACUCCGGGCUCUUCCACCGAAAUGGCUCGACCUACCUCCCGAAGUUCGGGAUCCCGUCGUACAAGCGUUUCAGAUACCCAGCAAUGCGACGAAGUGCUGCUCCGCAUGUUUCAAUCGGAUAUCGAGAAGGUUGGCACCUCAUCUAUCCGGUGGACCGGACGCUUCCGAAGAUACUACAGAUCCAUCGACGCGUCAGUGGUCGGACGAGGAGCUUGAACAGCUCAAGAGAGCGUUGCGAGAGCACGGUACCAAUUGGCCCAAAGUCUCGGAGCAGAUAUCUGGAAAGUCGAAUCAUCAGUGUAAAACUUAUUACCUUACGUACCGGAAGAAAUUAGGAUUGGAUCAAGUGGUCGCAGAGUACUAUCAGUCUCUCGGUGAAGAGCGAAGGCCGUGCCUUACCGACGAGGAGGAAAGCGGUAGCAGUACCAGUAGCUGUGACGAAUUGGCUGUGCACGACUCCAGCGAUACGGCCAGUGCGGGAAGUCCUGCAAACACCAUAUCGAGUAGUACACCGGUAGUUCCGGCUUCGUCGUCAACUUCGGUUUCUGCAGGAGCUUCUUUACCUUUCCAGCAAUCAUCGGAUCCAAAACUCGGCGAUAAACUCUCGGACAUCGCUGUUGUAUCGUUGGUGCCGUCCUCAUCGAACAUUGCUUCGUCCCAGCAAUCCUCCGCAGUCGGAGCACCAGCUGCUAACAGGGAAGAUUACGACAGUUCUGCCACGGAGACGGCGGACGAAGGUCAGGGAGGUACCGAUUUGGAUACGAGCAGCGUCGUGGUAACGCUAACUACUACUAGUAGCACGAGUACAAUAAUGCAGCAGCAACAACAGCAACAGCAGCAGCAGCAGCCUCAGCAACCUCCGCCAGUUGUCCAUUCCCCACCAUCGACUACUAGCAAUUCUAAUCCGCUUACCGUCAAGGAUCUCAUGCUGGGUGUAAUAGAGAUGCAGCUCAAACGUAACCCUAAUAGCCCAGCCAGUACCGGUCCCGUUCCCGUUAGUUCCGGUACAGCGACGAUAUCUAGCAUUCUCAAGACGGAUCAUCGCAACGACAUAACAUUUGUUCGCGAAUACAAGCCGUCUUCGAGUGUACCCACCGUUAUGUCCAACAGGGACUCGACUUUGGCGACGCUUUCCGUCGUAUCUGGACCUCAUCAUAGUCACCGCUCAGCCCCGAGUCCACAACAGCUUGGCCAAAUGCAAGCAACUAUCACACCCUGUCCACCUUCCGUGCCGAGUAGUCAAUCUCAGUCGUCGGAUCUACUACCGAAAGAGGGUUUGGUGGUAAUGCAAGUUCAGCAAGCUCUCCGGGAAACGGAGGGAACCCUCGACCUGAGCAUAAAGAAACCAAGACAACAGCAAGAGUACAAUCAUUCCCUCCAACCGCCGCACAAACCGCCGACGGUAACCCUCUACCGACCGGAACCACCACCGGGGGCUUAUUAUCAUCCUCAUGGGCAUCCGGACCAAGGACGCGGUUCCAAAAGUCCGCUCUACCCAUCCUUGCCAAGGCCUCAAGCUCCCCUUACACCGAAGAUGAACAAGGUAGCGGUGCCACCGGCACAUCCGAAACUAUCGCCCAAGCUUGCGAGCAUAGGUGCGGGUCACAAAAGUGGAUCGAUAACUCACGGAACCCCGGUAUCUGGAGCUCGUUAUGAGGGUCUUCUUCGGCAGAUGACCCCACCGGGCAAUGCCGGGAGUGGCGCGAGCACAACGACUAGCCAAUCGGGCCUGAAAGAGACCGGGGGGUCCAUUACCCAAGGUACACCCGUACAUCCGUUUGCCGUCGACAAGCGAGCGCCCAUCUACGAUUACCAUCGUUCCAUUAGACAUUCACCGGUAACAACCGGCAGUGUUCCGGGUCAAGGCCAGAACCAAGGAGUGGUGGUGUCUCACGGCAAUCAGUAUAACUCCUACCCGGCGCGUCCACCUCCUAGCUACACGAUGGAGCAGCAACUUUCCUCCAGGCAGAUCAUUAUGAACGAUUACAUAACGAGUCAGCAGAUGCACCCGAGGAGUAGGAGCUCGGCGAGUGGCGAAAACGCCGGAAAGAGCGAAACUCCUUCGACGCUCUACUACACGGGCACACCUCCGCCACCGCCACCGCCUCCUCAGUCGCAUACGCAGCCGCGUCAAGGCGUUAUACAGAGGCAUAACCCGCAGAAACAGAUUCACUAUCCCCCGCCGCCUCCUGGCUUGGAAGCGUUCUCCAGCUUGGUGGACGUGGCGGUGCAGCAACCGAGUCUUCCAGUGCCCCAUCCGCACGGGCAUCCGAUAGCGGCGUCGAGUAGCGGCAGUCACGAGGGCCUUGGAAAAACCAUGGCUGACAGGCUUCUCGCUGACCGCUAUGCGGAUAACAAUAGAGCCUUUCGCGAGCAGGAGAUGCGACUUCAAGAGCAUCGACUGGCCAUGCAGCAGGCAGAGCAUCGAAUGGCAGCCGUGCAUCAGCAGCACCAACAGCACCAGCAACAUCAGCAACAUCAACGAGAGAGGGAGGCGCAUAUGCGGGUAAAGGAGGAACACAGAAUACAGCGAGAGGAGUUGCAACAGUUGGAACACCGCAUGGUCGUGCAGCAACAUCACCAUCAACGCGAGAAGGAGAUUCAUCAACAGGAGCAUAGGUUGGCCCAACAGAGGGAAAAGGAGAUGCAUGCCGAGCACCGCCUGUCCGUCCAGCAGAGGGAAAAGGAGAUACAGCACACCGAGCAUAGAAUGGCCGUUCAUCAACAGCGGGAAAAAGAGAUUCAACAACAACUAGCCGCAGUUGCCCAGAGGGAAAAGGAACAUCAGGAACAUCGACUGGCGGUACAACAGAGGGAAAAGGAGAUCCAACAACAGCAGCAGGAACAUCGAUUGGCAGUUCAGCAGGAACGUGAGAAAGAGAUGCAACAGCAGCAUGCGGAACACCGACUUGCCGUGCAGCAACAGAGAGAAAGAGACUUUGUUCAUCUGCAUCAGCAUCAACAAAUUCAGCACCAUCUUCUGCAGCAGCAACGCAUGGAAGCUGAGAGACGUCAUAUCGCGCAGAUUUAUCGAGAUCAGCAGCAUCAACAGCUUCAAGACAGAGAAUCUUCGAGGUUACUGAGUAGCGGAUUUCCUCCUUCCUCUAGAAUACAACAGCAGCAACAGCAACAAUCGCAACAAGCUACCUCGAGGCAGAGUCAGUCUUCCUCUAAUCAACAGCAGAAUGACUCGUCCUCUACUCUCACAGCUGCCAGCCUGAUCGAUGCCAUAAUCACUCAUCAGAUCAAUCAGAGUGUCGAAAACGCCAGUGGAAGUCCCGCAUCUAAUAGUCAAACAAGCAGAGGAAGCGAUCGUCUUUUCCCGGGUUUCCACCGAGAAAGCCCAGCUGAACCUAAUGGCGUGGCACACAGUCCUGCGGGAGAUGGAAGCGGCGCCAAUAGCGGACCUGGUGGAGGUAGCGCCAGUGGAAACAAGGGUAUUACGCUCGGAGAACACAUCGAUCACCUAGUAACAAAGGAUUACGGGCCACCGCAUGCGUCUUACAGAUCCUACGCAGGGUACCACGAUGAUCAGUGGAAGAGACGGAAAGGAGCAGAGACGGAAUCCGCAAAGACCGGCGACGAAAGGCAAAUCAUUCGAGUGGCCCAACAACAGCAACAACAGCAGCAGCAGCAGUCCCAACAGCAGCAGCAGCAGCAGUCCCAACAGCAGCAGCAACAACAGUUUCACGCAGUAGAACCCGUGUCGCCGCCGGAAACAACGACGAAUCACUACGCGCGUCGCUUUUACGAAACUAGCACUGCCACCACGACUUCCAGCGUACCCUCCAACAAACCUCAUCUCUCGCCCUUGGAUUACGUAAAGAACAAGAUCGUCGAGGUAAUGAGGACAUCCGAGGACGACAAAGCGAGCAGCGGUAGCAGCGGCGGCGCUGGUAGCGGCGGAGGCGGCGGCGGCGGCGGAGGAAGCGGCGGUGGAGGCGGCACGGGCGAACGCAACGGGUCCGGCGGGGUUGGUGCAGUCGGCGAUAAGGAGGACAAGGGUGGCGCGACCGGGGGAAGCGGCGGUGGCAAUGUGGACAGUCCUUCCGGGGGCGACAUGGUCAUCGACGAGACUCCCAGUCAGGCCGUGCAGUCCUCUGCACCCGCGCCGGCUCCCACGCCGACGACCUUCUAUCCAUUCAGUGCACUAGGAGUGCACACUGGCCCGCCUCCGGCGCCGCCCCCUCCGACCUCGGGUUCCGUGACGGUGACCAAAACUGAGCAGCCACAGGCGGAACCUGCACCGCUGCUCUCCGCGCAGUACGAGCCCCUCUCCGACGAGGAUUGAUUACGGCGCGGCACCCGGCGGAACACCGGAUCGCCUUUCGCCGCCUAACCGCGGCCUCGUGGAGCUGAACUCGUCGCUUUGACGGGCCAAGGGCUCGUCUCGUCGGUCGACGUUGCCCCUCGGACGAGGUUCGCCUCGAGGGAACCGUGGGAAUUCGUGGAGAUCCGUAGCUACGCGGAGUCUUGUCUCGUCGACGAGGCAACGGGAUUCAGCCCGGUAGCCGAUCAUUCUUCGGCGCAGCGUCACGUGACCGACCACGACAUGGCGGUCGAUCCUAGCGCUCGAAGCGACGCAAUUUUUACGCGUUAGGCUGAACGGCCAUUUUUUUAUGCGAACACUUAUUUUAAUUUUAAUCGAGUCUGGGUCAUGCAACGGAGAAGGGGGAAGGGAGGUGGAACGAGAGAAAGGUGCCACCCGGCUAGGUUCAACGAUCAAUUUGCAAUUAUUCCGAAGAUUCUUGGUGCGAGGCCGCAACGGAUCAGUCCUUUUUCUGUUCUUAGAAAAUUUAGGAAGAGGAACGUGUUUCAGAACACGGCCCGUCCAUUGACUAAGACCGGGUUCAGGAGAUUCUCUUAACGAGAGACGCGACGACGCAAAUUUGGCGUUCUACUGCCGGUUGGACUUGAUGUAGUUUCUUUUUUAAACAAUUUUAGGCUGCCCCUCUCGUUGAGAGACGCCGUAGCAGCAAUUGGUAGUUUUCAUCCAGUUUAUGAUCUUCGGGCGGCCUGACAUCGAAUCCGCCCUGGUACUUGCUUUGGUUUUCCGCGCAAAUGAUUUAGGAAUGUUUUAGGAAUUCGACCCUGUCGGUUAGGGUGGCUGGACAUCUCGUCUAUUCGAGAGUUGUUCUCGAAGUCAGGGAUGCUUCUUAGCUGCAUCGUGAUCUCUUUCGAUACUCCCGACGGAGAUCUCGAAGGUCGCGGAGAUUUAUUCGGACGAAUACGAGGCCGUGGUACGCCUUUGGUGUGAUUGGUGUGAAGCUUGAUUCAGCUUAGGUGGUCGAGACUUCGAACGUUUCGUUAAUUUUAGUUUCUUUAUUUCCAAUGUACCGACUAACUUUGUCAUGAAGUAGUUGUUAUUCCGUGGUUCGUAAUGCAGGGAACAUCGCGUUCUACGGCUAUUCGAGCGCAACUGCAAGAGAACGCCUUUUACAGCAAAGAUCUCGUCAUACUCGUGCCGCACCCACGAUUCUUUAUUCUAACGCGUAGCUUUGAAACCACACUAUAUUACGUGUGCUAUAUUUGUAGUGACGCUUCACCUAAGUGUGGUAAAUUUGACAAUGCUAUAUGGUUUUGAACUUUUCACGGAACGCGCAAUCGAGCCUGCCGCACGAGUACAAGCGUUUUCACCGUAAACUCCACUCUGGACGUAAUUACGCGACAACCAGGCAUAAAAGAAAAAUUGAUUGACGAAAUGUUCCGAACUCAAGCCCCUUCUACCGUUUAUCCUGACGGUGUUACAACUAGCGCGCGAUUCGAUGUGCGUGCUCGAACCGUCCGGGAUAUUAAACGACGCGGACGGUUCUUUUUUUUUUUGUAAAUAUGGAACGAUUAGAUUCGUGAAAUGAUAAAUGUCGCGUUGAUGAGUGUGUACGUUUUUAUUUCGAAUGAGUCCGCCAGGUGUAUGGGAUUAAGGCCGGCUAAUCGACGAUACCAAUGCGCGGUAUAUUUACGGACCCAGCUCGCGAGCUGAGGGAACGAGAGACGAAAAAAGAGACGCGCAACGCGAUGGAAUACGGCAGUUGAAUGUGUAAAUAGAUAUAUAUUUAGUUAUACAUAAAAAUUUGCGGACGAUGCACGCUCGUAUGUGCGUGCGACUGGAGGCGGGUAGACGCGACUAGACGCACGUUGGACGCACGCGGCGGGAGACCCGGGCGCGUAAGUGGUGUAAUUUAGGCCCCGGUCGCCCCGUCCUCUGCGGAGAUCGUUUUGGUCGCAUCGUCAUUUCUUUUCUUCUUUUUGGUAAAGUGGUUUAAACUGAAAGCAGUGUAACUUUAAGUGUUGUACAUAGUACAUAAUACUAGCCGGUAAGGUGAGCAAGUAAUUAUACGAAUACUAGUUUAUCGCGUAUCGAUUAAGGAUACAUAGGACUAGAUUAAGUCUAGAAGGUAGCGCUUAGAUAUUAGAAACCACGAACUGACUAGGGAACUUCUCCCAGGACUACGUUCUCUUAUUAAAUGAAUGAAAACAACCGAUUAAAGAUGAUUGAAUUAUUAAUGAACGAAUGGAUGUGGAUUUUAUUUAAUUUAAUGCUGCAGAAUCACACGGAAUCACACACACGGGCGGUCGUACUCUCGCGACACACCCCCAUAUACGGACACACGUGAAACACGCGCGACACACCUACGUUCAUUUAGCGCUGCGCUCGCAUGCGCCUGGCGACACGUACUACAUACGACUUUUUUAUACAGCCUAAUUUUAUAUUUGUACGCGGCACGGUUGUCAACGCGUGGACUGCCGCGCGGCUUAGGCCGUGAUCCACGCGACUCUUAGAAAUUCCAGAAACUCGGAUGCAAAUCUGCCUCGAGGUCGCGCUUCGUUGUAACUCUCGAAACUCGCGAAACCUUUCGUUUCUUGUUAACCCGAACGCCGAAUACAUAUUGGAAAAUAUCGACGAGUCCCGAAAUCUCGAAAUGCCGUUACGGAAGGUACCUGUGCCUUUUCGCAAUCUUUUAUGGCCGUUUUAUUAAAUGUUUUCCUAUAGUUUUCGCUGCAA